CCACCGGAGGGUUGGCAACGCUGAAUCCGCUGAACCCAUGUGCUUUGUAGCAUAGAAAUUAGAAUUCGCACCAAGUGGCAAGUGAUAAAUGGUACUGUUUAAUUAAAACGCAAAAAAAUGGACAUGAUCAUUGACACGAAAGGACGGGCCGAUUUUUUGAACAGAAAUACGCUUGCCGAUAGCGACGAUGAUGAUCCCGACAGCGAUGAUUUUGAUUUCGAUCCGGCGCAAUUGGAGUCAAUAUCGAAAGAGGUUGCGUCGACAAAAUGCAAAGGAAAACCAAGCAACGACAUUGAUAUCGAAGAAUUCGAGCGACACAUGGGUUGGAAAAGCGUGACGAAAAAGCAGCCGCCAAACUCUACAAGUGUUAGAGAAAUAACAAAGGAGUUGACUCCAUUGGACAAAAUAUUACAGAAGUCUGUUAUUAAACCAGGCUUUGAAAAGCUCGAAUCUGUUCCGACGUACGACGAGAGCCAGAAACGAUUAAAGGCGCAGAGACGUAGGGAGAGAGAAAAGACUAAAGGAAAGAAAUGGUUCAAUUUACCUGCUCCUGAAAUGACAGACGAAGUCAGGCACGAUCUAGAAGUUAUUCAAAUGCGGUCCGUUCUUGAUCCUAAGCACUUUUAUAAAAAGAACGAUCUUAAAGUACUUCCUAAAUACUUUCAAAUCGGUAAAGUCAUGGAUUCGCCGCUUGACUAUUACAACGGUCGUCUAACUAAGAAAGAGCGAAAGCGUACGAUCGUCGAUGAGCUUAUGGCCGAUGCAGAGUUCUCAAAAUUCAAUAAACGAAAAUACAAAGAAAUCGUCGACGAGAAACGAAAAAUGCAUUUCAAAUCACACAGGCAUGCGAGAAAACUAAAAGGAAAGAAGAAAUAAUUCCGUCAAACGUCAAUUCAACACUUUCAUUGCUGUUUUAUUUAUUUAAAAUGGAAAAUAUACAGUCCUCUGAUAUAAGAAUAAAUUUCAUUUUGAUU
This is a messenger RNA of Neodiprion fabricii, 974 nucleotides long. Its product is annotated as deoxynucleotidyltransferase terminal-interacting protein 2. Gene Ontology annotation, biological process: RNA processing. Gene Ontology annotation, cellular component: nucleolus. The transcript has 2 exons. The record is from RefSeq and is a predicted model, not a curated record. Gene Ontology annotation, molecular function: RNA binding. Lineage: Eukaryota; Metazoa; Arthropoda; Insecta; Hymenoptera; Diprionidae. The coding region runs from base 118 to 876 and encodes 252 amino acids.